UGACAAUUCGUGACACACCGCGCCUUCGUUCUCCCGCCUUCAGGAGAACUCGAAAACUUCUCUACCACAAGCAAUAUUUCUGACCAUGAGUCAAUAUAACGAUUAUUACGGCGGAGGCGGGAGUGGCGGCUACGUAGCAGGGUCACCCUAUGGCGGCGCCAACAGCCCAGGUGGUUUCGGUCGUAAAAGCGAAACAUCACACUCCCUACGUCCGAUGACAAUCCACCAACUCCUGAACGCGCAUCAAGCGCAUGCCGACGCUGACUGGAUGUUAGAUGACACGGAAAUUGGUCAAGUCACAAUCGUUGCACAUAUCGUAUCAGUACAAGCACAGGCGACUAACAGCCAGUACAUUCUCGAUGACGGGUCAGGGCACAUAGAAGCACGGCGCUGGAAAGAUUCGUCGGUCGAAGAUGAAUCCGAGAAACUUGGCAUAGUAGAGGGAGCAUAUGUCCGCGUUUUGGGCAGCCUGAAGAUGUUCGGCAACAAAAAAUACAUCAACGCAACGUUUAUACGGCCGGUGGCCUCGCCGACUGAGGUUUACUUCCAUAUCCUUGAAGCUAUGACCGUCACCCUGAUCUGGGAGAGGGGGCUGCCCCCGCGCCCUGGUCAAAGUCCCCAAGAGGCUGGGCUGAAAACUUCCUCAGCUUACUCCGCGCAGCCACUCCAGAAUGUCGAUAGCGAGCAGUAUGCGCAUCUGCCAAAAUUACAUCGCGCCAUCAUUGCCUUCAUGCAAAGCCAGCCUCCUAGUGAUGUGGGUGUUCAUGUAAGUGUAAUUGCCCGAGCGGUCGGCGGCGAUGCUGUCUCGAUAAGUGAUGCUCUGGACAAGCUUUCGGAUGACGGUCUGGCUUUUUCCACGAUUGACGAGUCACAUUAUAAGCUUGCAGCAUAAUCUAUCUGUACUCUGUUGCCGUUGUCUUUAUGUUAGUUGCAGUGGUAAUGGCUGUCGUGUCAUGUUUGUGAAGCGCUUAAGUGGGUGCUGCGCUGCUGAACU
Pisolithus orientalis is the source of this 994-nucleotide messenger RNA. Its product is annotated as replication protein A subunit RPA32. NCBI's taxonomy places the organism in Eukaryota, Fungi, Basidiomycota, Agaricomycetes, Boletales, Pisolithaceae. Gene Ontology annotation, molecular function: DNA binding. Gene Ontology annotation, biological process: DNA replication; double-strand break repair via homologous recombination; nucleotide-excision repair. Bases 86 to 892 code for a protein of 268 amino acids. The transcript is spliced from 7 exons. Gene Ontology annotation, cellular component: chromosome, telomeric region; nucleus; site of double-strand break. The record is from RefSeq and is a predicted model, not a curated record.